GAAAGGAGAAAUCACAACCAACCAUGCAACUUUGAAUCCGAGUCAAAGGAGCACAAAUUUCGCGCUCCAUCCGUACACAAACUACAUCCUGGUUGGAUGUUGAAUCAGUGUUUCUUUCCAACGUUUUCAGCGACAUAACAUUAUGCACACUCCAUAUAUGGUGUGUUCUCGUUGUCCCAAUUUCACAUUAGUCUCAACUCAACCUUAGCAUGUUUUCUUUGGGUAGAAAAAUUCAACUUUCUCUGCGGCAUAACGUAAGGCCGUUCUGCAGCCAAUCACAAGGUUCCACCUCAUCAUCAUCAUCUUCUUCUUCCUUCAGUUCCUUUGUUGGGCCCACACAUGGUGACGAGAGGAUCGGAGACUUCGAAGCCUUUCUUAGAGCAAUCACUUCUGGGGUUGUGGUUGUUGCCUCCACGUUAGGCUUUUGGUAUUGCUCCUCUUUGUCUUCUUCUGGUACCAAUUCUCUUGAGUCAUUUUCUGAUUUUGCCAAUCAGGAUCAGCUCCAACAAAAGCGUCAGACCAAACCCCCCAGGUUUCUCUUUAACGAUGACUAUAGAAGAAGAAUAUUCUUUAAUUAUGAAAAACGCAUUCGCUUGCAGAGCCCUCCUGAAAAGGUUUUCGAGUACUUUGCAUCUGUUAAAUCCCCUAGUGGUGAGAUUUUUAUGACACCUGCAGAUUUGAUGCGUGCCAUUGUUCCUGUCUUUCCUCCCUCCGAAUCAACCCGUGUUAGAGAGGGUUUUCUAAGAGGGGAGCAGGUUCCCGGGGAGUUGCAGUGUGAACCUUCACAGUUUUUUAUGCUCUUUGACACUAAUAAUGACGGACUCAUUUCCUUUGCAGAGUAUAUAUUUUUUGUUACUCUCCUCAGCAUACCAGAGUCCAGCUUUUCAGUGGCUUUUAAAAUGUUUGACCUUGAUAACAACGGUGAAAUAGACAGGCAAGAAUUCAAGAAAGUGAUGGCCUUGAUGCGAUCACAAAACAGACAAGGGGCCAAUCACAGAGAUGGACGACGUCUUCGCGUCAAUACUUCUGUAGAAAAUGGGGGUCUCUUGGAGUAUUUUUUUGGCAAACAUGGAAAUUCAUGCUUGCAACAUGAAAGAUUUGUUCAAUUCUUAAGACAGCUGCAUGAUGAGAUCUUAAGGUUGGAGUUUUCCCAUUAUGACUACAAUAAAAGAGGAAGCAUUACAGCCAAAGAUUUUGCCCUGUCCUUGGUUGCAUCUGCAGACGUCAAUCACAUAAGCAAACUGUUGGAUAGGGUGGAAGAACUGAACAGGGACCAGCAACUCAGAGAAUUAAGGCUUACAUUCAAGGAGUUCCAAGAUUUUGCAGAAUUGCGCAAGAAGUUGCAAUCCUUUUCUCUGGCCAUAUUCAGUUAUGGAAAAGUUAAUGGGGCGUUGACAAAAACUGAUUUUCAGAGAGCAGCAUCUCAAGUUUGUGGUGUUUGUAUUACAGAUAAAGUGGUUGACAUAAUUUUUCAUGUGUUUGAUGCUAACCGUGACGGAACCCUAAGUGUAAGCGAGUUUGUGAGAGUUUUACAAAGAAGGGAGGAUAUUAAAUCAGGCUCUGGCUUCAUGGGUUUGGUAUCUUGCUGGUCGAACUGUGUAAAGAAUUGUUCAUCUAAAAAGCUUCAAUUAUGAUGGAACACAUUCAACCGUGCACAUCACCAUUUUAGGGAAUCUGGCAGAAGAUUCAUUCCCAUAGAAAUGGAUAUAUGCCAACGCUGUCACACCAUCACCGACUGCAAUCUACACACAAAAUGUACAGUCUAAGACCUUUUGGAUUUGGUGCCCAAAGUCCUCUUCUAUUUGUACAUACUAUCUCCAGCUAUCCCUUAAAUUUAACUGUUGUCUUUCACUGUCAAUGCUAGUAAUACGAGUAAACAUUAAAUGAGUAGAUGA
Molecule: messenger RNA, 1895 nt
Organism: Vigna angularis (adzuki bean)
Lineage: Eukaryota; Viridiplantae; Streptophyta; Magnoliopsida; Fabales; Fabaceae
Product: calcium uptake protein, mitochondrial-like
Exons: 7
Coding region: 210-1634 (474 amino acids)
Biological process (GO): calcium import into the mitochondrion; mitochondrial calcium ion homeostasis
Cellular component (GO): uniplex complex
Molecular function (GO): calcium ion binding
Source: RefSeq, a predicted model, not a curated record